Zophobas morio is the source of this 1081-nucleotide messenger RNA. RefSeq names its product pickpocket protein 28-like. Gene Ontology annotation, molecular function: ligand-gated sodium channel activity. The transcript has 4 exons. NCBI's taxonomy places the organism in Eukaryota, Metazoa, Arthropoda, Insecta, Coleoptera, Tenebrionidae. Gene Ontology annotation, cellular component: plasma membrane. The record is from RefSeq and is a predicted model, not a curated record. Bases 105 to 1040 code for a protein of 311 amino acids. Gene Ontology annotation, biological process: sodium ion transmembrane transport.
ACGUCCCUUCACUAAAAGACAUCAUUCAUUACACGGAACCCAGUGAGUAUAUUAACUUUUUCUCGCCAACAUUGACAAAUUUUGGGGAAUGUUACACCUUCAACAUGAUCGACAAGAGUGAACUUUUCAACGAUAUCACGUAUUUAUACGAAAACCAUUCAGUUCAUCGAAAAAGUUGCUACUGGUCAGUCGACGACAACUACGUCAUAACUAAAAAUAACACCAUUCCUGUGCGAGCUACAGCAAUUUCGGACAUUUUUUUCCUUAGCCUUCACACUUUGGUACUUGAAAAAAAUGAACAGUGCAAUUCCAAUGACGGGUACAAAAUUAUUUUGCACCACCCAGCUGACAUUCCGACUUUAUUGUUUCAACAAUCAGUCCCAAUAGCACUAAGUUCUAACUACAAAAUUUUAAUUAGACCAGAGGUCACAGUAACGUCUGACAAUUUGAAAAAAUAUGAUCCCCAUAGAAGACACUGUUUCUACUCUAGAGAACGAAGCUUGAAGUUCUUUAAAACAUAUACCAAACACAACUGCAAGAUUGAAUGUCUUGCCAACUACACCUUAUCAGAGUGUCACUGUGUCCCUUAUUUUCUACCUCACGAAAAGUCAACGACGAUUUGCAGUUUGGUAGACGCUUCCUGUGCAUCAAAUUGUGAAAAACAUAUGUUUCAUAUGGACAUGGAAGCUGAAAUUGACGAUGAAGGACCGAAUAUACUGAGAGUUUGCGAUUGUUUACCGCUGUGCACUUUGAUCAACUACAACACGCAAGUCCACCACAAUAAAGUAGGACGUGUCCCAGGACAACCAUUAUCACGUUCAGAAGUAGAAAUAGGUUACAAAGAAAUGGAAUUUCCAAUAAUGGAAAGGCAAGAGUUGUUCAGUAAUGCUGACUUUUGGGCCAACUGUGGGGGUCUCUUGGGGUUGUUCACUGGAUUCUCUGUUGUCUCUCUUGCUGAAAUCAUCUACUAUCUUUCAAUAAGGUGGAUCUGUGAUCUUUGUUGCUUCGGGGAACGAAUUCUUCGAAAACGCGAUCACUGAUCGUUGAACCUUGCAACCUUAUAACGGUUGCAAUUUGUCUU